CUAGGUUGCUUAUAUUCAGUAGUCUAAGAUAUUCUUCCUAAACAAUCAAACCCGACCCGUGUACAUGGAAAAUCCGGUACCGUCCGUACUGGUCCUCUAGUGCAAGUCUACAACCACAUGCUUAACCGUUCAACGACUUUGUCUGACCUACCCAUCCAUCCCCACCCCUCUGUAUCAGUUUCUCCAAGUGCAAAAAUGGAGAAGAGCUCAUGGGACUACUGGGUAGAGGAGUCCCUUGCAAAGCUUGAGUCUCUAAAACUGCUUCGAUCUUUAAGACCCAUUUACCUCUCAAAGGAGUCUAACCCUUCAAAACCAAUUGCACUUGAAGUAGAAGACAACAAUUACGAGGUGUUCGAUGAAAUGCAGCCAUGGGAUCGGUCCUCAGUUGAAGUCUCCAUUUCAGGGUCCACGUUUCAGAAAUGGCUCCUUGAAAUUCCCAGCUCCGGAGAUGAGAUUGUGUGUGGAAAAGCAGUAACUGACUAUAAAGUUGAGCAGUCCAAGAAGCUACUUUUAUUCUCUGGCAAUGAUUAUUUGGGGUUAAGUUCACACCCCACAAUUGGGAAGGCUGCUGCAAAGGCAGCCCAAGAACAUGGAAUGGGACCAAGAGGUUCUGCUUUAAUCUGUGGAUACACCAAUUACCAUAGGGCACUAGAGUCUUGCCUGGCAAACUUGAAGAAGAAAGAGGAUUGUCUUCUUUGUCCUACAGGGUUUGCUGCUAAUAUGGCAGUGAUGGUAGCUGUUGGAAACAUCAGCUCUCUUUUGGCUCCAGCAGAAAAACCUCUGCAGAAGGAAAAGAUAGCCAUAUUUUCUGAUGCACUGAAUCAUGCUUCAAUAAUUGAUGGUAUUCGUCUUGCUGAACGCCAACAGAGUGUAGAGGUGCAUGUAUAUAGACACUGUGACAUGUCCCACCUUAGUUCGCUAUUAUCCAGUUGUCCAUUGAAGAAAAAGGUUGUUGUGACAGAUAGCUUGUUUAGUAUGGAUGGAGACUUUGCACCAAUGGUUGAGCUUGUGAAUCUUCGCAAGAGGCAUGGCUUUUUGUUAGUCAUUGAUGAUGCUCAUGGAACAUUUGUUUGUGGAAGAAAUGGUGGUGGAGUGGCUGAGGAGUUUAAUUGUGAAAGAGAUGUUGACAUAUGUGUUGGAACUCUGAGUAAGGCUGCUGGCUGCCAUGGCGGAUUUAUAGCAUGCAGCGAAAAGUGGAAGAAACUCAUACAAUCAAGAGGCCGCUCUUUUAUAUUUUCAACUGCUUCCCCAGUCCCUGUUGCUGCUGCUGCCCAUGCUUCUGUAAUUGUCGCAAAAAAGGAAGUGUGGCGUAGAAAGGCAAUUUGGAACAGAGUGCAGGAGUUUCAGGCUUUAACUGGAAUCCCCAUCACAAGUCCCAUAAUUUCUCUAAUUGUUGGGAGCGAAGAAAAAGCCCUGCAAGCCAGCCGGCACAUGUUGAAAUCUGGUUUUCAUGUGACUGCAAUCAGGCCCCCUACGGUGCCUCCCAACUCAUGCAGGCUACGAGUGACUCUGAGUGCAACCCAUACAGCAGAUGAUUUGAAGCAACUGAUAGGCGCACUGUCCUCUUGCAUUAACUUUCAAGAAAUUUGCAGCAACAGCAUAUAUGCAUAUGCUAGACUUUAGAAAUCUGAAGUUAAUCUGGGUUCAUCAUUUCAGUUACAAAGAAUUGUAGAAUGAGGAGCAUUAAAGCAGGCUAAGAUACUAUUGCACAGUUGGUGUGUGGUAGUGAUUACGUCUUGUUAUAGUCAAUGUAUUGCUUUGGCAAAUUUAGAGUAAGCAUCGAGUUAAUAUAGUAGGACAAGUAUAUGUAAAUUGUUCCUAUACAGUAAUUGGGAACUCAGGGGCCUGGGCCAACUGUAUCAGUUCAUGGGGAUCUUCCAAUACUAUUGCUGCUACCAUGCAUGAAAACUUCAAAAUGAAUACAAGGUUAUUUUAGUUGUGGGGAUCAAAAGGGGCUCUCUAGCCAGGCGCGAUCCUGGAUUUAAUUUGACUGGGGGAAAUUUAUUUGCCUAAAUAUGCAGGUAAAAUAAGUCAUUAUAUAUGUUUUAAGUGAGUUAGAGAAAUUAUUAAUUUAUCAAACCCAAUAAAAAAACAAACAUUAGUAUUUAUUUAGAGCAUUUAAUAAAUUAAUGGAACAGAAUUUUAUUUUGAAAUAGAGGCAUUAAUAAAAUUUGUAUAUAGUUAUAACAAAGAGGCAUAAUAAGUAUAUAAUAAAAAUUAUGGGCGGCAGUGCCAGCUGUUCAUUUAUGAGUCUCCAAGGCUUAGGUCUGAUUACAGGCCAGGAAUAUGACCAUGAUUCAUGCGCAAUGGAAGCUAAUACAUGGGUCAGUCGCAUGCUAUUAUGUGAACCAAAAAGAGUAUGGAGCGGAGAGUCGAAGUCGAUAUUCAAUUGCACUUGUUACUUUGACAGUUGACUCUUUAGUUGUCCUCCCUAUUAUUUGCUGGAUUGCUUAUUGAUCAAUAUUCAAAAAAAAAAAUAAAAAUAAAAGUCACUCAUACACCAUUAUCCAAGAACAAGUGUAAUUUAUACAUGUCUCAUUUUCUACCCUGCAGUCUGCACCAUAAAAUUACAAUUCUCUCCUACUCCAAUUUUUUUUUAAAAAAAAAAAAAACAAAAAAAGAAGAAAAGAAAAUACACCCAACACUAACAACCCAACGACCAACUAAAACUUCAUACACGCAAAAUCCUCGUUUUCUUCGUCUUUACAAUCAAAAAGAAUAUGUCAACACA
This is a messenger RNA of Manihot esculenta (cassava), 2731 nucleotides long. RefSeq names its product 8-amino-7-oxononanoate synthase. The transcript has 11 exons. Gene Ontology annotation, molecular function: pyridoxal phosphate binding. Gene Ontology annotation, biological process: biosynthetic process. Lineage: Eukaryota; Viridiplantae; Streptophyta; Magnoliopsida; Malpighiales; Euphorbiaceae. Bases 118 to 1623 code for a protein of 501 amino acids. The record is from RefSeq and is a predicted model, not a curated record.